GACGGCUUCCGACGAUCCAGCGGGUAACCUCACUUUUCACAUACGAGCACGCUGCAGUCAUGAGCGACCAGAAUGAGGCGGAGCAGAAGCCACCCGAGUAUCGCAGUGGCAGACGCCAUCGCUGCCUCAAACCCGGCUGCGGAAAGUCAUUCAGCCGCCCAUCGCACCUUGAGCGCCAUGCCCUGAAUCAUUCAGAUACGCAAUGGACGUGUGCCCGUUGUCAGGCGUCAUUUAAACGGCUAGAUCUUCUAGAGCGGCACAAGGCCCGUCAUUUACACAAAGACCGACUAGCCGGCGGGCGCGGUAAGGGCGUUCUGAAGACCAAAAGGAGACGAGCCCUUGGCCAACACUCCCGGGAUUCCAACAUUUCUACAGCAGCAACUAGAGACACUGCCUUUCCUGCGUUGCUCUCGCCAGUAGAUACGAUAGCAUGCGCCUCCACCACCCGGGCAAUUGAUGGCACAUCUCAUAGUCUACCUGAUAAGGGCAUACUAGACGGCGAAGUACGCCAGCAAUCGUUGACGCACUUCUCGCCACUGCCCUUUGAAGAAGGCUUUAACCACUGGCAAGAACUGGAAAACAUAUAUCACGAUCCGGCUUUUGACUCGGUCCAUUUUAACGUAUCAAGCCUGUCAUCGGAUCCCCUCGAUGACCACAAUAUCCUGGGCCAGACUCCUCAGACGCUCAGUGUUCUAGAUUGGUUGGACGAAGAGAGUUCAGCUCCCACCACUGGAUCAGUCAUAGAGCCAUCGCGUGGAAGCGGGCCGAGCCUUGACGCCCAAUGCCCGGCUAUCGACGUCGGGGAGCCGGCGACACUGGUGACUUCUACUCUGGUCAAAUCACCUUCAUCAUCCGGUGUGGAAACCUCUAAUAUCAUUGAGCAUAUCCAUGAUCAAACAGACUGUGAAGAGUCAGAUCCUGUCGAUCAGCUGAAUAAUCUCAACAUCACUGGCUCCCGGAUUUCCUCUACAAAGCGACGAGAGAUUAUAAGCUACAUAUCAGACAUACGUCCGGUACACCCAGAUGGAUCCUUAGUCGAUGAGCACAAUUCUAACCUUGGAUUGGGUAAGAUGCAACAUGAUUUGGAUCUCUUUUUUAAACACUUCAACACCGAGUAUCCGUUGAUACACCCACCUACCUUUGACGCCAACACGGCCAGCCCCAUGGUCCUCUUGGCUAUGCUCAUCAUGGGCGCCACGUACGGAUCCCGAGAAUCACAUCAGCUAUCCGUCUGCCUUUAUGAUGCGGUGAUUCCACACAUAUUGAGCGGUUUAAUCAGUAUCCCAAUGCCCGAUCUAGCAACUCUUCAGGCUUUUCUUGUUCUGGAGUGCUACGGCAUGUAUCGAGCUGGACCGUAUCAGAGGGAGAACGCAAUUCUCAUUCAUACGCUACUAUUUAACGCUAUCCGACGACUCUCAAGAUAUCACGUCAGAGCCAGGAUCGCCCUCCCUGACUCCUUGACGCACCACCAAGAAGACUGGGCGGUAUUUGCUUAUGCUGAGCAGUACAAGAGGCUGAUUUUAUUUGUCUUCAUGUGGGACACACAAAAUGUCUCAUGCUUCUCUUUCAUGCCGAGCAUGUCUACCCAAACCAUCAGCGUCCACCUACCUUGCCACAACAAUCUUUGGGAUGCCAGUAGCGAAGAAGACUGGAAGAGACUAAUCAUUCUACACGACGAGCAGCCCAAGUUUAAUAACGUUCUACAAAGCAUUGUAGAAGGCAGCAACAUCUUACAAUCCGAGACUCUCAGCACGCUGCCGCUGACCUUCCUCCUCCACGGACUAAUGUGCAUGUGUAACGACAUGGUGCAUUUUAACAACAGGGCGAUCCACAUCAACCAGAACAAAGGAGAUGAUCAAAAUUCACCAUUGUGGAGACUGCAGUUGAUGCAUGCCUUGGACGUAUGGAAGGCUCGCUAUGACGCAUAUUCGAUGGAAACGGUCCAGAGCACUCGGGGUGGGCACAUCCAAGCUGAUUUUGAGAAGGAUACAGUCUCACUUUUAGCUCUAUACCACACCGCCCACAUCAUUGUCAAUACUGAUGUGCGCAAUCUACAGAUUGCAGCUGGGGCCAAGGCCGUCUUUGGGCACAUGGUGACUUCCGAAGAUCGCGCCGAGAGCACACAGCUCGUGCAGCAAUGGGUACAACAAAGUCCAAAGUCAGCAGCCCACGCAGCAUGGCACGCAGCACAGAUGUUCCGAGAAGGCCUGCUCAAACUUCAAUCCUGGGACGACACGGAAGCUUUUCAUUAUCCUUGGUGUCUGUACAUUGGCACGCUGACUUGUUGGGCUUUCCAGCACUUCUCGGUCGAGGGAGUCGUCUGCAAUCAUGAUUCUAUGCAGAAGGGGGAAAUGGCCGGGAACUCCAAGGCUUCGAUGACCAAUACCGUCUCUCAAAUGGCGUCGUUGACUCUGAUGAAUGACAGCAAGAGGCCGACGGAAUGCUGCACUCACGGUUUGGCGGUUGAGGUUGCCGAGUAUCUGAAGACUAUCCGCUGGACGGCAGCAUACGAGGCAACCAAGGUUCUCGAGGGAUUGGCUGGGCUGGGUCGACCCGUUAGCUAGUCUGGAACAAAAUUUGUUGAGACUUACACCACACUGCCACUAUUAUAUUGUUGACUGCUUUACUGAGAACAAGGCCCUGAUCCUCGGCUCUCACGAUGCACCAAGCUAAACCUCAACUCUGAUCAUUAAAUCAGCAGCCCUCAACCGAUGCGUUUGGCAACGCAGAGCCAGCUGCGAUUCCAGGAAUCAUCUGUGAAAAAUCAAUUACGUCCAAAUUUGCGGAUGUCGAGGCUCUCGUCAGGGUUCACGCUUGGGUCAUAAAUCCUGCCGACAAACAUGAUUCCGGCCAUUGAAGCAUGAUUGAAGCCACUGGGAGCAGGUUGUACCUAGCAUAUCAGACGACGCUAUGCUCAAACAGGAAUGAAUAGACCUGCGAUAUCAUGCUAGACUGAAAAGGGAAAGUAUAGACC
Ilyonectria robusta is the source of this 2974-nucleotide messenger RNA. Its product is annotated as fungal-specific transcription factor domain-containing protein. The coding region runs from base 60 to 2564 and encodes 834 amino acids. The transcript has 4 exons. The record is from RefSeq and is a predicted model, not a curated record. Gene Ontology annotation, cellular component: chromatin. Gene Ontology annotation, molecular function: zinc ion binding; DNA-binding transcription factor activity, RNA polymerase II-specific; RNA polymerase II cis-regulatory region sequence-specific DNA binding. Lineage: Eukaryota; Fungi; Ascomycota; Sordariomycetes; Hypocreales; Nectriaceae. Gene Ontology annotation, biological process: regulation of transcription by RNA polymerase II; DNA-templated transcription.